UUGUCGAUAUUUGGAUCGAUCCGCCCACCACUACCUUCGGCAACAAGAUGGCUGUCGUUCCAGAGAGCAGAGUCCUCACUUUCAGCGUUUUUAAAUGGAGCUCUUAUUCCUCUACAUAUUUACCCGAGAAUAUCUUGGUGGAUAAACCUAAUGAUCAGUCUUCCAGGUGGUCUUCUGAGAGCAACUACCCUCCACAGUUUUUAAUCUUGAAAUUGGAAAGGCCGGCAAUUGUCCAGAGCAUCACCUUCGGGAAGUAUGAGAAGACUCAUGUGUGCAACCUCAAGAAGUUCAAAGUAUUUGGUGGGAUGAGCGAAGAGAACAUGACAGAACUUUUGUCAAGUGGCCUUAAGAAUGACUACAACAAGGAAACCUUCACCUUAAAGCACAAGAUUGACGAGCAAAUGUUCCCCUGCAGAUUUGUCAAAAUAGUGCCUCUGAUGUCUUGGGGUCCGAGUUUUAACUUCAGCAUCUGGUACAUUGAGCUGCAUGGUAUUGAAGACCCUGAUGUGGUGCAGCCCUGCCUUAACUGGUACAGCAAGUACAGAGAACAGGAAGCCAUACGCCUUUGCCUCAAGCACUUCCGGCAGCAUAACUAUACAGAGGCCUUCGAGUCCCUGCAGAAGAAGACUCGGAUAGCGUUGGAACACCCCAUGCUGACCCACCUCCACGACCGACUAGUGCUGCAAGGAGACUUUGACGCCUGUGAGGAGCUCAUAGACAAAGCUGUGGGAGACGGUUUGUUUAACCAGUAUAUCAGCCAGCAGGAGUACAAGCCCAGAUGGAGUCAGAUCAUCCCGAAAUGCAACAAAGGUACAAGCGCCCAAGAAAUCAACCGAGACGACAUGAACAGUGACGGUGACGACAACAGGCCAGGGAUGAGGGGAGGACAUCAAAUGGUCAUUGACGUCCAAACCGAAACGGUGUACCUGUUUGGAGGCUGGGACGGAACACAGGACCUGGCAGACUUCUGGGCGUACAGUGUUCAGGAGAACCAGUGGGCCUGCAUCUCCAGAGACACUGAGAAAGAGAGUGGUCCAAGCGCUCGCUCGUGCCACAAGAUGUGCAUCGACUCGCAACGACGCCAGAUUUACACGCUCGGCCGUUACCUGGACUCCAGCGUCAGGAACAGCAAGUCUCUAAAAAGCGACUUCUACCGAUACGACAUCAACGCCAACACCUGGACACUACUCAGUGAGGACACUUCAGCGGACGGUGGGCCGAAGUUGGUGUUCGACCACCAGAUGUGCAUGGACUCGGAGAAACACAUGAUCUACACAUUCGGUGGCCGCAUCCUGACGUGUAAUGGCAGCGUGGAGGACAGCCGGACGUCAGAGCCGCAGUUCAGUGGCCUGUACGCCUACCACUGCCAGGCUGGAACGUGGAGCCUCCUGCGGGAGGAUUCGUGUAACGCCGGCCCAGAGGACGUCCAGUCUCGCAUCGGCCACUGCAUGCUCUUCCACACUAGGAACCGCUGUCUGUACGUGUUCGGGGGUCAGAGGUCGAAGACGUACCUGAAUGAUUUCUUCAGCUAUGAUGUGGACGGAGACCAUGUUGAGAUCAUAUCUGACGGCACCAAGAAGGACUCUGGGAUGGUGCCGAUGACGGGAUUCACCCAGAGAGCCACCAUCGACCCCGAGCUCAACGAGAUCCACGUCCUGUCGGGCCUCAGCAAAGACAAGGACAAGCGCGAGGAGAACGUGCGCAACUCUUUUUGGAUCUACGACAUCGCUCGCAAUAACUGGUCAUGCGUGUACAAGAACGAUCAGGCAGUGAAAGAAAACCCGAGCAAGGCUCUGCAGGAGGAAGAGCCGUGUCCUCGCUUUGCACACCAGCUGGUCUACGAUGAGAUGCACAAAGUGCAUUACCUAUUUGGUGGAAACCCCGGGAAGUCUUGUUCUCCUAAAAUGCGCCUGGACGACUUCUGGUCCCUCAAACUGUGUCGGCCCUCCAAGGAGUACCUCCUCCGCCACUGCAGAUAUCUCAUCAGGAAGUACAGGUUUGAAGAGAAGGCCCAGUCAGAGCCACUGAGUGCACUGAAGUACCUGCAGAACGACCUGUCGCUCACUGUGGACCACACAGACCCUGAUGAGACCAAAGAGUUCCAGCUCCUGCCCUCGGCGCUCUUCAAGUCUGGCUCUGACUUCAUCCCUCUGGGUUUCUCAGAUGUAGACCAGACGUACGCUCAGCGGACACAACUCUUUGACACGCUCGUCAACUUCUUCCCAGACAGCAUGACCCCGCCCAAGGGCAACCUGGUAGACCUCAUAACCCUCUAGCGCCUCCCUCCUCUUGCAUCUCACCCACUGGACUGACUGAUCACUCACUCACGCGCACAAGGAGAGGAGACGGAGACCUGCUAUUUUUCUAUACCUGAACCCCCUCUGGUGGGAUUACACUUCAAGCCGCUCCUCUCACAGGCCGCGUUACCACGACGACGAGGGUCGUAAAAACACACAGGCAACAACACUAUGCUAGAAGGACAUGAGAAAAAUUCCACAACAGCCUGGGGCGUUUGCGUGUGUUUGUAGUUGUUUUCUCUUCUUGAUGAAGAUUCCUCAUAGCACUCGAAGCCCCUCUAAGCAUCACUUACGUUUUUCAUCUUCUCGGAAAGGUUUACACCAAAAAAAAGAAAAAAAAAAAAAAGAGGAUUUGCACAUCUAUUUGCCAUCUUUUCUCAGCGACCCUCCUUUUAUUUUAAGCACUGGAUUACCCCCCAUACACACACACACACACACACACACACACACACACACACACACACACACAAUCAACCACAAGUGUCCAUCCACAUGCUUGGAGCAGAUGGUGAGAUGACGUCUGCUGAGUCCAGCUGUUGUAAAAGUUCAGGUCAAAUUAAUUUAUUCGUUUGAAGAUGGGCAGAGUCUCCUGUUUGCAUCCCCUCUGUUCUUUUAGCACAUUUUCGGCACCUCUUCAGCAGAAGUUUAGGAGGUCCCUGGCUUGAUUAUUUAGUUUGCUUGCUUUUCUAUCAACAUGCCCCUAUUUAUGAUCAUGACGGCUGCACAGUUGAAAAAAUUGUCAACAAUUUUAAUAGUGUCGUAGGAACAGUAGAGGAAUGAUUCUAUGAGAUAAAGAUUAAUAUAUCUAAAUAUGCAUUUAUAUUGGUUUUGGUUGUUAUCCCUGUAAACCGGACUGAUACAAGGUGAAGUUAAUGUUUUUCCUCAGUACUUAUUGGACUAUAAUUUAAUUGUGGGUGGUUAAAUGGUGUACAGAAUAUGUAAAUAUACAUAGGGGAUUUUUUUUUCUCCAAAGUUUCCUGAAUAGAACGUUCUCUCUGCGGGGAUCAUGUUCUUUAUUGUCCCUCUUUAUUAAAAGAAGUCAGGGUGCACAUACAGUAGCUUUCUGGCUCUACGUUUACCACUCAUCAGUACUUAUCAAGAAGAAUUUAACACGAUUGGGGUGGGCGUGUGAAUGAAGUGCUGGUGGCCGUCAUCCAGCAGAGUGGGAAAAUUGUGUUUGUGCUGGUGCGUUGACAAGACGUUCCUUGAGAGUGGGGGGUGUUAUCUUUCGUUUUCCUAAAAUCCCAGAGCAGAUAAAGAGCUUUUUUCCCUCCAAGUUCAUCGUGUACUGUCACGGAACCAACUCACUAACUUGCACUUAUACUUGGGGAACUUCAUACAAGAAAUUUAAGCUGAUUCAGAGUUUUACUUGAGCUUUGCUUUUCUCUUUAAAAUAUCACAUAGAAACAGAGCUGCAAUUUUGAUCUGCUGAAAUGUUUUUCUUUUUGAAUAAUAUAUCAGUUGUUUGAGCUAUAAAAUGUUAGAAAAUGAGGGGAAAAAAUUAUACCUACACUGAUCAGACGUAAUAAAAAUAUAUUGUCCCAAGUGCAUCAAA
Molecule: messenger RNA, 3852 nt
Organism: Mugil cephalus (flathead mullet)
Lineage: Eukaryota; Metazoa; Chordata; Actinopteri; Mugiliformes; Mugilidae
Gene: mkln1
Product: muskelin 1, intracellular mediator containing kelch motifs
Exons: 18
Coding region: 48-2276 (742 amino acids)
Cellular component (GO): cytoplasm
Molecular function (GO): protein binding
Source: RefSeq, a predicted model, not a curated record